CUCCAACUUAUAAACCUAAAAAUUGCGUAAGAAAAAAAAAACAAAUAUAUUCUCUUUCUCUUCCAUCAAGCAAAGCUACAGAGAAUCAAACAUUUUCACUAGAAAGAAUCAAUAAUCUGGGUAAUUGUGCUCUCUCUCUUUCUCUUGAAAUCUGUAAUGGGUUUUUAUGGAGGAGCGUCUGUUCAUCCACGAAGCUCAGAAACAAAUCUCCAUGGCAAUUCUGUAAAUAUCCUCCCCAUUCUCACUUCUUCACCUUCUCCAGAUCUCGACGGUGAUUACAAUGAGAAAGGAAUCAAAAAUCGUUUGAAAAUUUUGAUCUUUGAUAUGGGUUUUGCUUGUUUCUUCCCUCCUCCUGCUGAAUCCAGCUCAGUCGAGAACUCCGGCAGCAAUGGAGGCGGCGGCGAGAACAACAAGGCGUGGCUAUUGGCGGAGACAGCUCCGGAGAACAUGAACCCUGAUCCGCACUCUGUUCGUUCCUCGUUUAGAUUCAGUCUUUGCUCACAAGUCGAGCUCGAGAAGAUGAAAGGAGAAGAGCCUUCGCUUUCUGCUUCGUCGUCUUGUCGUAAUCUAUCAGUCUCCGGUGGCUCUGCGACGGUUCUGAUGGUGAAUCUUGAGAAUGGAGUUAAGGAAACUACAGACGACUUGAGGUGGACGAGAGCUCGAUCUCUGGAGAAGAGCAUUUCUCCGGUGGCUAAUACUCUGGUUCGGUUCAGCUACGGCGAAAUCGUUGCCGCCACUCGUAACUUCUCCAAAGGGAGAGUGCUGGGAAGAGGAGCUUGUAGCUAUGUGUUCAGGGGUAAAAUCGGAAUUUGGAAAACGCCUUUAGCUAUCAAGAGACUUGAUAAAGAAGACAAAGAGUCUCCAAAAUCUUUUUGCAGAGAGUUGAUGAUUGCAAGCUCACUUCAUAGCGCAAACAUAGUGCCUCUUCUUGGUUUCUCUAUUGACCCAGAAGAAGGUCUAUUCUUGGUUUACAAGUAUGUCUCUGGUGGUAGCCUGGAACACUAUUUACACGAUAAGAAGAAGAAAGGUAUGAAGGCUGCUUUUGGUUUGCCUUGGUCAGCAAGGUACAAAGUUGCGUUAGGGAUCGCAGAUGCGAUUACUUAUUUGCAUAAUGGAACAGAGCAAUGUGUUGUUCACAGAGACAUCAAACCCUCCAAUAUUCUUCUUUCCUCGAAGAAAAUACCAAAGUUAUGUGAUUUCGGGUUAGCUACUUGGACCGCUGCACCUUCUGUUCCUUUCCUCUGCAAGACCGUGAAAGGCACAUUCGGAUAUCUGGCUCCAGAGUAUUUCCAACAUGGUAAGAUAUCUGACAAGACAGAUGUUUAUGCCUUUGGUGUUGUGUUGCUUGAGCUAAUAACCGGUAGAAAACCAAUUGAACCUAGAAGAUCAUCUGGCGAAGAAAAUUUAGUUGUUUGGGCGAAACCGUUGUUGGAUAGAGGGAUUGAAGCUAUAGAGGAGCUGCUUGAUCCUAGGCGGCGAUGUACAAGAAAAAACUUGGUUUACAUGGAGCAGAUGAUCCGUGCUGCAGCUGCUUGUGUUAUCAAUGAGGAGUCUAGAAGACCUAGUAUGGAAGAAAUUGUGACAAUCUUGAAAGGUGGAGAAAGAGGAUUAGAGCCAAGAACAUACUCAAGCAGGAAAACUAAUACAAUUCUUUCGGGUAUGAUCGACUCUUAUACACAGUUGCAACAGACCAAAUCCGAGAUGAAAUGUCAUCUUGAUCUUGCUAUGCUUGGAGUAACCGAUUUUGAAGACGAUGACCAUUUGUACGAACGGUGAAAGGGAUGGAUUGAAGUGUGUAAAUAGGUUAUUAAUGAAAAGUUUUCUGAAUCAGUGAAUUUGCUGUGUGUACAUGUGUUUAGUCAUUUUCAUUAUGGAAAAAACCGGUUUAGUGUCUUGUCGGUUUGGUUAUGUAGAGAAAGCCGAUUAUCUGGUUUCAUUUUCAGUUUCCAAUA
Brassica oleracea var. oleracea is the source of this 1952-nucleotide messenger RNA. Its product is annotated as serine/threonine-protein kinase CDL1-like. Gene Ontology annotation, molecular function: protein kinase activity; ATP binding. NCBI's taxonomy places the organism in Eukaryota, Viridiplantae, Streptophyta, Magnoliopsida, Brassicales, Brassicaceae. Gene Ontology annotation, biological process: protein phosphorylation. The transcript is spliced from 6 exons. The record is from RefSeq and is a predicted model, not a curated record. Bases 157 to 1776 code for a protein of 539 amino acids.